This is a messenger RNA of Solanum tuberosum (potato), 651 nucleotides long. Its product is annotated as WRKY transcription factor 22-like. Gene Ontology annotation, cellular component: nucleus. The transcript has a single exon. Gene Ontology annotation, molecular function: DNA-binding transcription factor activity; transcription cis-regulatory region binding. The record is from RefSeq and is a predicted model, not a curated record. Lineage: Eukaryota; Viridiplantae; Streptophyta; Magnoliopsida; Solanales; Solanaceae. Bases 1 to 651 code for a protein of 216 amino acids. Gene Ontology annotation, biological process: regulation of DNA-templated transcription.
AUGGCUGAAAACGAAAAUGACGGGGGUAUAUGGGCAGUUGUGAGAAGUUGCAGCAAGAUGAACAACUCUGCUCAUGUCGAUCAUAGUGUUCAUGAGGAUCCUAAUCAUGUCAACUCUGCUCUUGUCGAUCACAGUAGUGUUAAUGAGGAUGGCAACUCUGUUAACAACACACAAGACACAACUCUUUUUCUAAAAGAAUGCAAUAGUGUUGGUGAUUUUAGAGACACAUUCGCCAUGGAAAACAAGCAUUACUUUGGGUUAGAUGAAGUUAUCAGUCUUGCCAAUAACCUGAAUACCACCAAUUCAAGAAUUGAACCCCACAACCAAACGGAAACUAUUCCAAACACCCCACUAGAGAUUGUAGAACACGAGGAGGAGGACAACGCGUUUAUUUACCGCGGGAAGAGAACUGAAAGAUAUGAAAUAUUGGCUGAGGAAUUAGGGAAGGCGGAUCAAUGGAGAUGGAGAAAGAAUACUACGAGUCCAACUGGAAAGACCUACUAUUCAUGUAGUGAAGUUAAAAAAAAAUGUCCAGCAAAGAGACAUGUUGAGCAAAGCUCAAAAGAUUCAACCAAGGUGAUCGUAUCUUACAGAGGCCAACACAAUCACCCUCCUCCUAACCAACAUUCCAAUGGUACACAGGAGACCUAA